UUGUUGCUGUUGCCAUGAGGACGGCUGAGUUGUAGAGGGAACCGAGCUGCACCAUCACGCUUCCUCGGGAGUUUAUAUUCUCGCAAUGGGGAGGAGGAGGAGGAGGAGGAGGAGGAGGAUGAAGCUUUCUUGUUGCUCCUUGAUUGUUUGCUCUCUCUCGAACUGCUUGUUUUACUUGGAUGCAGUGACUGAAUCAUCUCUGCGAAUGUUCGCCACAGACAACAAUGGCAAGGAGGCACAUUAGCAUUUGAAAAGUGAGCGAUCCGAAUGAAAAGCCCUUCGUUUUGAAGAAAAGGCAGGUCUCCAGAUGUUUAAGGGGACUGCAGCCCACCUAUGUCUGUACUGGAGAGCUGUCUACCUGCUGGCCGCAGGGGUGGCGUUGCCGUCUGAAACGCUCUGGCUGUGUCCGCCGCCCUGCCGCUGCAAUGCCGGCGUCCUGGAGGCAAACUGCUCCUACGCUCAGCUCAGCGCCGCGCCCGACGGUCUCCCCCCGGACGCCAAGCUGCUCAACCUAACCCACAACGCCAUCAAGACUCUGGUGAAUCAGCAGUUCGGCACGCUAACGCAGCUUUUGCACCUCGACUUAAGUGACAAUCUUUUGGCGUUGGUUGAAGCCGAGGCCUUCCUCAGCCUGCAAAGCCUGCUGACGCUGAAUCUUUCUCGCAAUCACCUCAGGAUCAUUUCAGUGGGCGUGUUCGCCGGUUUGACGAACCUGCAGUUGCUGGACAUAAGCAGCAAUCGCAUCCUUGUACUCUUAGACUUUACUUUCAGGGACUUGGCGUCUCUGCAGGUUUUCCUAGCGGACGACAACGACUUUGUUUUCAUCUCUCCUCAAGCCUUCAGCGGACUGAGCGGCCUGCAGAGGCUGGACCUCGACGGCUGCAACCUCACUGCUGUGCCCACUGAGGCGCUCGCUCAGCUGAGUGAUUUGAAAAGCCUCCACAUUCACCAGCUGGCCCUCAACAUGCUGCCAAGCUACUCUUUUCCUCCUCUGCUGCACCUAAAGGAGCUUGUCAUCGCGCGUUUCCCCAGGCUGGAGACUCUGUCGGGAAACAGUCUCUUCGACCUCAAUCUAACGUCCUUAUCCGUCAAACACUGCAACCUUAAUGAGGUCCCUUACACCGCCUUGCAUCACCUCGUGUACCUCGUGUCCAUCGACCUGUCUUUCAACCCCAUCACCUGCAUUCACGGGAACCUGCUCGGAGACCUACUCCGACUCGAAGAGUUUCAUCUGGUUGGCGGCUCGCUGGUGAACAUAGAAUUCGGAGCGUUUAAAGGUUUGCGAUAUCUAAGGUUGCUGAACGUUUCAGGAAAUCUCCUCACCACCCUCGAGGUGGGAUCCUUUGAUUCGGCGGACACCUUAAAAAGCCUGGGGCUCGAGGACAACCCCCUUGCCUGUGACUGCCGUCUGCUUUGGGUGGCUCGGAGACAGCAGUAUGUGAACUUUGGCGGGCGUCCGCCGACCUGCACCACCUCCCCCCAGCUGCAGGGCUGGAACAUCCUGGAGUUCUCCGAGGUUGACCUGCUGAACCUGCUUACCUGCCGAAGGGCUCGAAUCGUAGACCGCAGGUCCCAAGAUGUGAGGGUUGAUCAAGGACACUCGGUGGCGUUUUACUGCAGCGCCCAAGGUGAACCCCAGCCAUCUGUCGCCUGGCUUAAUCCGCAGCUAAGGCAGGUUUCGCCUGCUGGCAGGAUACGGGCCCUCUCCAACGGCUCCCUGGAGGUCCGCUACGCUCAGCCACACGAUAGCGGCGCUUAUAUCUGCGUGGCGUCCAAUGCGGCAGGAAAUGAAAGCCUGCGUGUCAGCCUUCAUGUGCGAGCCUUGCCGUCCCCUCCUAAGAAACACUUUCGUCUUAAAGGCUGGCCGGCCUUUCCUUCCUCUCCCCCAGCAGCGGGUGGCGAUGAGAAGCUCACGUUCGACAUCAAGACUCUCCUGAUAGCGGCGACGAUCGGGUUCCUCUCGUUCUUCGGCUCGGUGUCGGUGUGCUUCGUUUUCAUGUUCUUCUGGAGCAAAGGGAAGGGGCGAAUCAAGCACACGGCGACGAUCGCCUACGUGCCACGCAGCGCCAUGUCCAACAGCAACACGGGGACGUCGAACUACAUGGAGACGAGCAGGUUCACCAUGAAGCUCAUAUGAGUCAGUUUUUGAUUUUGGCUCAAAACCAAGCUGGCUUUUUGAAUUUUAUGCAUGAACAUGUUACCGUUUAAUAACUGCGAUCCCCUUCUAGCAGGUUUUGAUGGGGUAAAUGAAUACAUACAUGUAAUGUUCCAGGGUUUCAAGUUGUGUGUUCGAAAAAAAAAAAAAUCGACAUUGACUGGGAUUAUUUUGAUGCUUGUUUUCUUGAGAAGAAACAGUUUGCACUUCAGCUCUAACUGGGCAUCACAUGAACAAAAUGUGGACAGAUUAAGAUAUAAAAGCAAGAGAUGCACCAAUCUGAUUUUUUUUUUUUCUGGACAAAGCCAUUUUCUGGUUUGCUUUCAGGCCUGAGCUGCAUUUUCGGAUUUAAUAGAUUUUAUUUUAUUUCCUUGAGGAUUACAACAUCUAAAAAAAAUGAAGAAAAUUCUGUGCAGCAGGUUUUUUUUCUUUUUUUUUUUUGUAGAGGGUGAGUUUUAAAAUUGCACAGUAUCAGACUGAAUUACAAGACUACCAGUGUAUCUAAGCAACAGCAAUUAUUUAAUAAAAUCAAAAAUGUUGAAAAUGUAUGAGUAUAUCCCGCAGAGACAAUUAUAAGUAUGAGGGACUUUGUUAUCGGCAUCAAUAAACGUCCAAAAAACAUUUAAACCAGUAAAAGAAUUACUUACCCUGCAGAAAGGUUAUGUUUUAAAAUCGUUUUGUCGCUACAUUCCAGAACUAAAUUCGACAGAAACAUUUGAUGUACUCCCAGUCAGACAGAUUUAAAGGCGUUUUGCAAGGUAGAUUAGCUAAAUACUGCCGAGUCAAAGAAGUGGGAUGCUGACUCCUGCCAAAGAACACUGAAUGCUAAAUCUAUAUUAAAAGUUGUUUAAGCAAAAAAAUAAAAUAACCAGGCCGUUGGAGCUUG
Fundulus heteroclitus (mummichog) is the source of this 3041-nucleotide messenger RNA. Its product is annotated as leucine-rich repeat and immunoglobulin-like domain-containing nogo receptor-interacting protein 1. Lineage: Eukaryota; Metazoa; Chordata; Actinopteri; Cyprinodontiformes; Fundulidae. Bases 308 to 2137 code for a protein of 609 amino acids. The record is from RefSeq and is a predicted model, not a curated record. Gene Ontology annotation, molecular function: protein binding. The transcript has 2 exons.